CUUUUUUUGCCGACAGUCUUUGGUUGGCCUUCCUCCCCCUCCCCCAAUACGUACGUCACAUUUCGCCAUCCUUUCUUUCGUUGCCGAUGCAGCACUCGACUUCGACAGAGGAUCUGAGUCUGGACUUUAUGCCCACCAACAACUCGGCCUCAUCAUCGUGGUCAGCCUCUCUCAAUGCGCAUAAUCCCCAACGCAACUCAAACAGUUCUUCGAAUUCCACCAUACCACAUAUGAUUGCCGCCAAUGCAGCCAAUGUUGCAACCCGUUCAACCAACCAAACCUCUCGCACUGUCAGGUCUCAUUGGGUUCGAUAUACCAGUGAGAAUUGGCGACAUAUUUCACGAACAAGCAAACUCAUGCUCAUAUUUUCCAUAACCUCGGUCAUCGUCCAAUUUUGCGCUGUGGUUGUGGUAUUGAUUAUAUCCAGGAAUCAAUAUUGCGAUAAACCCCUCGAGAUGAUUCUUAUCGUGUAUAUACUUCGUUUGAUAUUAUCAACACCAUUAAGUGUUUACCAACAUUUGAAUCCGACCUAUCGUCGGCGUACAUCCCCUCCUCAAAACAACCUAGAAAUGGGAUCAUCAACCACACAGCAGCAACGACAUUAUCCUUCACAACCCCAUAUCCAAGCGAAUGCGCCGCAGAGAACAGCACGCCAUAAUACCUUGGCAGGCUGGAUAGAUAGAGCCAAAUCAGCUCUUGAUCUAUUUUCGAUUUUGUGGUUUAUCAUUAUGAACUGGCUCUUGUUCAGCAGUUCUACAUGCAGCUCGACAGCUCCUUCAUUAUAUUACCUGACCCUUAUUUUCAUCGUCUUUGGCUACAUUAUCAUCACCAUUCCUAUUAUAUUAUGCGCAGCAGUGAUAUUUUGUCUACCUUGCGUCUUAGUGGGAAUGCGUGUGUUACGUGUGGGAGAAGUGGUGGGAAUGGGCGGAGCAUCGACAGAAGACAUCAAAAACAUACCAGUGAAGCGGUUUCGAUCUCGUGCGGCCGUGGUUCCAGUGGAUAACCCAAUCGAUGAUAACAGCAUCACGGUGGCUCCAUCUGUACCGGCCCCUAUUGUACAGCCUCAGCAUCAGCAAGAAACCGCUACCCAACUGGCCACCAAAGUAGGCAUUUUUACUAAAUUUAUGAUGAAAACGCGACCCAAAGGCAAGGACCAGCAGCCUCAAGAUAUUCGAUUCUAUGAGCCUUUCGAGAUACCCAAUAGCGAGGAUGCUAUGUGUGCCAUUUGUCUGUCAGCCUAUGAAGAUGACGAGUUGGUUUGCCAUUUAUGGUGUGGCCAUCAUUUUCAUAAAGGUUGUGUACAUGAAUGGUUGGGACUCAAUAGACUAUGUCCUCUAUGCAAACGUGAUGUUCGGGGCAAAGACUUUGAUGAGCAAGACAACUAGAAUACAUCAUAAAUAUAAAGCCUCCCCUCUGAUCUGACUUUUUCAACCUCCUCCAACCAAACCAUACCGAAACGU
Messenger RNA from Umbelopsis ramanniana AG, 1460 nucleotides. RefSeq lists its product as uncharacterized. The record is from RefSeq and is a predicted model, not a curated record. The coding region runs from base 87 to 1385 and encodes 432 amino acids. The transcript is spliced from 4 exons. NCBI's taxonomy places the organism in Eukaryota, Fungi, Mucoromycota, Umbelopsidomycetes, Umbelopsidales, Umbelopsidaceae.